This is a messenger RNA of Fomitopsis serialis, 4833 nucleotides long. RefSeq lists its product as uncharacterized. The transcript is spliced from 32 exons. The coding region runs from base 155 to 4708 and encodes 1517 amino acids. The record is from RefSeq and is a predicted model, not a curated record. Gene Ontology annotation, molecular function: ATP binding; protein binding; eukaryotic translation initiation factor 2alpha kinase activity. Gene Ontology annotation, cellular component: cytosol. NCBI's taxonomy places the organism in Eukaryota, Fungi, Basidiomycota, Agaricomycetes, Polyporales, Fomitopsidaceae. Gene Ontology annotation, biological process: DNA damage checkpoint signaling; regulation of translational initiation by eIF2 alpha phosphorylation.
CAGCAGAGCGCGAACAGGCGCUUUGUUCGAUCUUCCCUCCCGCAACGCCCAUCCACGUACAUACAGAGGUGAGAGCGAUGCAAGCUUGAGCUGCCGAGGUCCGCUGGGCCCUCCCCUCCUCAAGCACAAGGUCGACUGCUUGUUGGUCUUCGCCAUGGAAUCUCAGGAAGAACGCCAACAGUUGGAGAUUACAGCGCUCAAGAGUAUUUACGACAAUGACUUUAUCGACUGCCCCCCUCCAAAGGUUUGGAAGGGAGCACCACGUUUGCCCGAGUUCAUCAUCAAGGUCUCUCACCCCGACCCCGAACACACUGACAAGAUCUAUUUCCAUUUACACACCAAGUUUCCCAAGACAUACCCCACUAUCGCAUGUCCGACAUUCACGAUACAACAACCUAUCCACGGUCUCAAGACCAAUGACAUAACGCAGCUCUCGAAUACCAUCCAUGCGGAAGCGCAGAAACAGAAGGGCGAAGAGAUGGUCUUCCAGAUCGUCACCUUCGCACAGGAGUGGAUCACGCACAAUGUGAAGCCUCCUGUCGAGGUCGUCGGAUCUCUAGCGACGGAGAUGAACCGACGCGCCCACGAGGAAGAACUGGCGAAGAGGCAGAAAGAGGAAGAACAGGCGGAGCAGGAGGAGGAGCGUAACCACCAGCUGGCUCUGGAACUUGAGGAGCAGAUCCGUGUAGACGCGUAUCGACAGCAGCUUGAACGGGAGCGGUUGCAGCAAGUGCGCAAGCGAGCGAUGUCCGACGCAACGGAAGUUCCAACCACAGAAGAUCUUACUCCGACCGAGUCGUUCACCCAGGAGAUCGAGUGGCAGGGUGCGCGGUUCAGCAAGGUCAAGCUGUUCCAUCCGAGGCAAGAGUGCUUAGGGACCAUGUACCAAGCCGAUCCUGUAUGCGAGGAUGACGACCAGAAGAAGACGCUGCCCCUCGAACUGCUCUCCAUCACAUUCCAUGCACAGUACUACACCACAACGCAAGGCAGGAAGAAGCUCAAGCAGCUCGAGAGCGAGAUCCAGCGCCUCACGCUCAUCCGCCACGCGAAUGUUCUGACGACUCUAGCAGUGAAGCUGACUAGUCCCACUUCGAGCGGGUCUCCUCGACUGAUCAUCCUGACCGAGCAACGGCCGGCCGUGACGCUCAAAGACGUCCUCGAGGAUUGCGACUGGCUCCGCGAAGACCGUGCAUCUGACUACCUCCUACAGAUACUUUCUGGUUUGCAAGCCAUUCACGCCCGUGAACUUGUACAUCGCGGGCUAUGCAUCAACCAUAUCGGGCUUGCACCGCGCGAAGAGGGAGGCAGACGAAGAUCGUCAAAAUUUCAAGGUGCGUACCACGUGGCCCCCGAGGCGUUCCGAGACAUUCAUGCGAUGUUGAUGGGCAGCGAUGUUGCGGAGCGUUUCCCCGACGUGCACACGGCACUGCGGAACUGUACGAAACUUCGUCUAUGGGAGUGCUGCUUCGAUCUCCCUCAUCUGCAGCAGCAAGCGGUCGACAUGCUGACACAGAGCAAGAAGCAUCCGGUUUCCUCCGGCAGUCUGCUUGCUAACAUGCAAGGCGCCCUUGCAGCCAUACCCAUCCCAGGUACGCUGCACCGCGCGAACCCCGGUCCAAAGACGCCUAUGUGGCAUCCAUUUGUGAAUGGCUCUCCCGAGACUGAUUACUUCAGGAUGCCGCCUCCGAAAGCAAAGCACGCUAGCAGGUGGAAGGAGGACUGGGAAGAACUCGAGCUUCUGGGUCGCGGCGCGUUUGGGUCCGUCGUCAAAGCCCGUAAUAAGAUCGACUCUCGUAUCUACGCAGUGAAGAAGAUCAGAUUGCGUGCAACCCAGAGCGACAGCAAGAUCUUCCGAGAGGUCAACGCCUUAAGCCGCUUGAACCACCGCUCUAUCGUCCGCUACUACACGACCUGGGUGGAAACGUCGGAGCCAGACUCUACGGCAGUGUCGUCCGAGUCUGAUCGAGAAACGGCAACAGACGGCGACACGUCGGUACCCGACUCGCGCUCGCGGGAUCCGACCCUGACCCUUUCACCACACUCUUUCCCCAGCAUCCACUUCACGCGUUCGGGCUCGGCGGACCCCGAGAAAGGGAGCGAGUCUGCGUCUAGCGGGGAGAGCGAAGAGGCAUUCGACAGUCUCUUCAAAAGCAACGGGUCCUUUGCUGCGAACCCGGCACCGACUGUCUUCAGGACGCUAUACAUUCAGAUGGAGUAUGUAGAGCGCCAAACUCUGAAGGAGCGCAUUGCUGAAGGGCUUUCUGAGGAAGAUGCCUGGCGGUUGUUUCAACAGAUUGUUGACGCACUCGUGCACAUGUCCAGCCUCGGCAUCAUGUUGCUGCAUGAAAUACGUCCUAAUCUUCCCGUAGACGGCAAGGGAGAUUGCAAAGUUGGCGACUUCGGUCUUGCAACUUCGAGUUUGGCCGCUGUUGAUCCUUCUGAUGUCACCGCUCCCAACGUUCAGGAUGCGGAUAUGACGUUGGAUGUCGGAACGAGGCUUUACAUUGCUCCGGAAGUACAAUCUUCCAGGGGAGGACCUCGCGACCACACGAAAGCUGACAUCUACAGCCUUGGAGUUGUCUUCUUCGAGAUGAACUACACGUUCUCGACUGGUGCGGAGCGUAUCGCCGUCCUAGAGGAUCUGCGGAAGCUCGGUAUCUUCUUCCCUAUCAGUUGGCAACCACACCGUGCGAGACAACGACGGAUCAUCACUUGGCUAUUGCAGCACAACCCGAAUGAUCGACCCACUGCGCUGGAACUGUCGCAGAGUUCAUUGUUGCCUCCGCGUCUGGAAGACGAGUACUUCAAGGGUGCUUUGAAGAUGAUGACCAAACCGGAUUCACCUCACUUGCAGGCUGUCCUUUCUUCGCUGUUCAAUCAACCUGCAAAGCCCGUGCGGGGCUUUCUCUACGACACACAAGCCGGGCUUCUGGAACAUGUGACGCUGAAUGGCAAGGUUAUUGAUUGUCUCGUGGAGAUAUUCCGUCUUCACGGCGCUGUGAAUAUGGAGCCCCCCUUACUCAUGCCAAACACGAAUCCUGAAGAAGAGCGCAACCGCGCAGUCUUUUUGGACCGACAUGGCGAAGUCGUCGCAUUACCGAACAACGCUCUUUUGCCUUUUGCUAGGUUAGCGGCUCGAGAAGGAACCAAGCGAAUCAAACGAUUUUACAUCGGCGAUAUCUACCGACCGAACGUUGUCUCCGGUCAUCCCAGGGUAGCAAAGGCAGCAGUGUUCGAUAUCAUCACCCCGGAUCUGGUGGUCGGGCCCACUGCUGCCGCUGCUGAAGCGCUGUCAAUCGUCAACGACUGCCUCAAUAAUUUUGCGAAUCUGGCCCAAUUGUAUGAGAUUCAUAUAUCACAUUCAAGAAUCCUCGAUGUCGCCUUGGACCGUGUGCCCAGCGAUGUGCGCGAUGCAGUCAUGGACAUACUCGACCAAACGAAGUCUUCUCAGUCUCAAAAGCGUUCCAUGCUACUGCGCAAGGGCAUCUCGAGGAAUGUUGCGGACGAACUUGAGCUAUUGUGCGAUGUUGACGAGGACAUUGACAGCGUCGUAUCACGCCUGGAGAAGGCAGCACCCGCACUACUACCUGUUCUCAUUCCCUACAUUCAGGAUGUCAAGAGCACGAUUGCCUUUGCGGCGGCUUCGGGAGUGACGCGACCCAUCCUCUUCAAUCCUUUGAUGACGAGCAAUCGCAACCCGUACUUCAAAGACGGAGUCUGCUUUGAAGUAGUAAGGCGCAACAAGAGGUCAGACAUCUUGGCAGCAGGCGGACGGUACGACAACCUCAUAUCUCGGCUUUCUCCACCCAAGCCCAAGUCCGAAAUGACUUGCGCUGUCGCCGUUCAAAUUGCUCUUGACAAGAUUACCGCUGCACUGGCGGCUUUCCAAAGCGCGUCGGUCAAGACUCUUCUCAAGGAGCAUCGCUCAUUUGGCUACUGGAGCCCACGCCGUUGUGAUGUGUACGUUGUCUCAUACCAGCCUGGGUAUCUCGCCGAUCGCCUGGAAGUGGCAGCCAUGCUCUGGCAGCACAACAUCAGCACCGAUGUCAUCUAUGACUCCAGCAUCGCCGACGGCGAUGGCGAGAAUCAUCUGGACGUUUGCUACCGCGAAGGCAUUCUUUUCGUUGUCUAUCCGCGGCCCAGGACUGCGCGACGGGCUGACCAGCCAUGGCUACCUUACAAAGUCAAGAGUGUCUUACGGGGCACCGAGUAUGAAGUGUCACGACACGAACUCGUACUGUUCUUGCAGCAGCAGCUCUUGGAACAAAAGAGGAUUGAUGCCUCCAUCUCCGGUGUCCCCGCUGUUGCUGAGAGUUCACCCUUGGCCAGUGGACCGAAGGAGCCUGUCAGCCGGUCCGAUGUACAACUCAUACUGCCCAGCGACACCAAGAAGCGCGCCAAAUACACCAAGCAGAUGUUCCUGGAUAGAACGUUCGAAGCCGCGCUUGAGGUGAAGCAGGCAGCCGCAUCGGGCAUGCCCACCAUCGCGGUCGACCUGCCGGCCUCGGUGUUCGACGAGCUGUCGAAGAAUGCGAGCUGGGUAACGGACGAAGAAGCGUGGAAGGCGAUAGCGGUGACGCUUCCCGCGCAGUACGGGGCCUAUGCGCACCAAAUUCGAGACGCUGUCUCGAGGAAGAAGGCGGACGGCCAGAAGUAUAUCCUGUUGUUUGCAGUUAAGGACGAGCGGAUCUCAUUGCUUACUCUCUGAUAGGGGACGAUAUGUAUGUAUGCUAAUCUUAAUAUGCUAUGUUUAAUAUCUCGACGGCGGCUCUGAGUCAGAUGCUGAGACAGCGUGAUAGAAGUUGAAGUGUGGCGCCAAACGGCUCGAAGUCG